AUGAAAAUACUGAUCACUAUUUGUCUUAUUGCUCUUGUUAAAAGCUCUUCUAAUACCCGAUGUGAUAAAGCAGAAUACGUCGACUUGAUUUCUCAAAACGCAUUUUCUGUGACAGAUAAAACAACCCACAUAAAGCCAUCUAAAUAUGACUAUAGCGGCACUGAAAUCAGUGGCGCAGGAAGGUGGUACAAAAUUAGAACAAAUGGUGUUGGUGACAUCUUAGAGAUAGACACGUGUCUCUCUGGCCACACAAAUUUUGACACCAAAAUUGUGGUGAUGUCAAAGUGCGAGAAUGGAGUGGGUCUCGGGCUGUUGACAAUUAAUGAUGAUAGUUACAACCAGUGUGGGAGCUCCGCACGGUUAUUAUUCAAUGACAUGAAACGAGACGAGUUCUAUGUGAUGGUGACUGGGAGUGCGCCAUCAGACGUUGGAGUUUUUGGGUUGCAAAUCACGCGAUACCCUCCAUUAGUCAACCAAAAGUGUGAGAAUGCGAUACAAGUCGCUGCGUUUCCAUCAUACAGAGAAGGUACUACAACUGCAAUCGCACCAAAUUACAACGACCUUUCUGGCCUCUUUUAUUACUUUCAAGGAAAUGGAAAGAAACUCAAAAUCACAACGUGCCACCGUGGGACUAAUGUGGACACGCUAAUUACUGUAUUUGAGAGUUGUAACAACCAUGACCGAAUUGCUUCCAAAGAUGGCUAUUGUACCGACGGGAAUAUGGGGAGUCAAACAACUCUCGAUACAGAGAACAAUAGAAUUUACUACGUCCAUGUAGCUAGUUCACCCCGAAAAAGAGGGACUUUUAUCGUCGCAUUUGAAGGGGACGACGAAGUGAAUGUCCACUGUAAAAUGGCGACCGCGAUGAGGCAAUUUCCAUACGUUCACACAUCAACAGUGAACCCAAGCAUCAUGACCAAAAAUUGCCAAAGUGAAGAUCAAGGGGGGAAUUGGUAUUCUAUUCUUGGGGAUAACAAUUAUUACUCAUUUCACACAUGCAGUAGCUCUGCUAUUGGAGAAACAACACUUCAUUUGUUCAACGAGUGUGGAGACGAUAUGAGGGAGUGCUCCACUGAGACUGAAAAGUGUCUUGAGAAUGGGAAGAUCCAAAAAUAUCUUGAAAAGGACAAGACUUACUACUUGAAAGUACUUUGUCGGAAGAGCAGCGAGAGAUGUGUCGUGACAUUGACUGUGGAGAGAAUUGGCAAUAUUAUGAUGCGCAAUUCAACGUGCCAAAAUCCACAUAUAUUCACUUUUAAAUCGGAAAAUGACGUGUUUUAUGAUACCUUUGAUAUGGAAAAGACAGAUGUUACUGAACCUAUUUGUGGAAUGUUUAGAAAGCGACAUGGGAGUUGGUACGGCGUUCGAAAUUUAUUAAAUACGCCAUUUCCAAUCUUUGUCCAGACUGUCGCACUCAAACAGAAUAGGAAGAAUUAUAACGUUAAUAUCGAAUUUUUCAGAAACUGUUUUGAAAAGUGUGAGGAGCAACAACUGAAUGAGUUCCAUGUCACAGUGAACCCGAACGAUUUCAUUCUAAUUUUUGUCUCUGGAAACACUGGCGGAGAUGUUGGCGUGUUCAUCAGAAAAGAACUCCGCACACAACAUGAUGCGUGUAAAUUGGCGACAGAGAUGAAUGCGCCAUUCAGUUUGGUUGAAUACAAAUCGAAUCAUGGGAGAAAGACAACAAAUGUGUGUCAUCUGAACAACAAAGGAAAUGAUAACAAAACAAGUACUGGCGUGUACUACUAUUUCCAAAGUCCAGUCACCGACGUUUUUGUUGUGGAGACGUGUGGAAUUGAAACACACUUCGACACCUAUUUAGAAGUUUUUCAGGGAUGUUCCGAGGGUGUCUGUGUGAUGGGGAACGACGACUCUCCGGAGUGCGGAAGUGUAGCGAGUUACGUCAAAUUUGAUGCUCAAGAAGGUGCAGAGUAUUACAUAUACAUCUCAGAGUCUGAGAAGGCGAUUGAUACCGAAGGAACGUUUAGACUGAACGUUUAUACACUAACACCUCCGAUUCAUUCAAAGUGUGACAAAGCAGAGUUGUUGACACCUGGUCUAAGGCAACAUGCAUUGACUAAAUACGCGUUUUCAACGAUAAGUGGAUGUGGGAUGAAGACACUUGACACGAUCAAAGACAAGAGUUUGUUAGAAGAGAUGAAGAAGAAAUACUCUGAAAAGCUUCUUGGUGUGUGGUAUCAAUACACGGCGCCAGUCAACGGCAAAAUUCAUAUCAACACGUGUAAUGCAGCUACGUCGGUCAAAAGUCGUAUAGAAGUGUAUAAAUCCUGUUCCGUGUAUGAAGUCUCAAUAGGGGACAAAUGUAUAAACGAGUCUUCAGUUGUAACGAACCCAUGCUCUUCAAGAGGGACACAUGUAUCUGCUGAUAUGUUGAAAAGUGAAACGUUGCUUUUCUUUGUUGGAGGCGAGACGAGUAGAGACGUUGGGUUUGUUGCAGUGGACUCUUAUUUUGAGACGAUUAGCCCUGAAUAUACACAGGUGAAAUAUGAACCGACUGUUGGUCUGAAACGAAGAAAGGAAAAGAGGACGCCAUGGAUGUUAUGGAUUUUCUGGUUUUGUGUAUACGCCGGUCUUUGUGCAGUUAUUUUUUUCGCUUUGAAACUUUUUAAUAAACGGGAUCAUACACACGAUGGAUACCAUGAAUUAUAA
This is a messenger RNA of Entamoeba invadens IP1, 2670 nucleotides long. RefSeq lists its product as hypothetical. The record is from RefSeq and is a predicted model, not a curated record. The transcript has a single exon. Bases 1 to 2670 code for a protein of 889 amino acids. NCBI's taxonomy places the organism in Eukaryota, Evosea, Mastigamoebida, Endamoebidae.